CUGUAUAAAGGUGACCCCCUAAGCAUAAUGGUAUGGUCCGUCUAUCCGAGAGGCAACAUGGCUACCGUCUUUCGUGGCUGUACGGAGGGUGUUAUUUUCGUGAAAUAAAAUGGCUUUUUCUCCCCAAAUGUCGCCCACUGUUGUUAGCCAAAUUGUAUUUUAAACAUUAUAUUGCUAUGGAAUUGCGUUUCUGUAACUUAGAACGUGAUUUGGGUGUGUUGACAUUGUGUUGACGUUAUUUAGUACGACCGCAAAGAUCUGAAGUGCAGCCAUGGCAGUGACAUGUCUGGCCCCACAAUACAUACAGUACGUAACUUACCUGUGGGUAUGUACAGGGUGACUGGUCAUGCUGGUACAAAUGUGCAACUUGCUCAUGCACUGUGCUAUUGGUCGAUCCUGUACAACAUCUGUCGACAACUCUGCCAUCAGUCGAUCGAAUUUUCUUUCCUAAUUCAAAGCCAAAGAUUUCAUCUGAGAUCGAUUGAUGGUGCUAGAACAGCCCGAUCAACCAAUAGCACACAUCCAACAAUCGCACACAACAUAUACGCGUAAACAUAGAGAAAAGUGUGAUGCUGGGGUUACAUUCCUACUUUCUGUUCUUUUUCAACCUGUCUUGGCUGAAAGCAAAACAAAAAACACAAAACAAAACUAAAAAAAAAAACAAGACAGAAACAUGUCGGACUUUCACUUACCCUGUACUGAUAUGUGUGGGAAAGCAUUAGGGUCAAAUAUCCAUUCAUAUACCACUCACUAGACUUUAUUCACAUGUUGGCCAUUUUUGUGUAGUGGGCUGGGGGUUCUUCCAUUAUCAUUCAGUUGAUAAAUGGACCUUUGAACUCGAUAUGUGUGCAGAGUGUGAUUUGGAGGCAGGCCCCUGCUUAUAUUUGGCGGGAAGUGGCCUACAUGUACAAAGUAUUACUUUUUGGCGUGACUUGUUACACUUUUUUGGCACCACUGGCCCAGUGGUGCCAAAAGCCAACUCGGGAGUCUGCAAAACAUUUCCAGACUCCCAAAUUGGCUUUUUUUGUAGCUGUACGCCAUUCAUGGCUGUACGUUUAUUUGUGUUUUGCUUGACCAGCUGUGGGGAUGGAAAAGUGAAUCAGUAGAACAAAUAUCCACAUAAAUGUAACCAGCGGAGAUUUGAAAGUACAGUUUACUGUACAUGUACAUGUAGGCUGGGUGCUCUCGGGAUGCAGUUCGACAUGAGUGGGGGCACUGUUCAUGAUGGAUUGGACUGGGCAUAGUGGUCACUGCUUCAGACAUGAGUAACACAGUUUUGUGACCAAACAUGUACAUGUACAUGUUGCACCAUCAAUACAACGGAUCAUCUCAACCCAGGAACCAAACUGCUGUGAGGGGCUUUCUUUCCUGAUUGCAAGUUUUCCAUCUUCAAAGCACAACAUUGCACAUUUGUGUGUCUGGUGAAGCAAAACUACAUACCGUCACAAAAUUGAGUGUGGACUGCGAGCUGUCUGCCUGGUGAACAACCUGCUAGCCCUACCAGAUCCAGGGCUAUUGCCCUUGAAUGCAGCAGGCAGUAAUGCCAACCGCCAUAAGCGCCAAAGCGUAAAGAGGAGCACCGUAUUAAAAGAAAUCUCCUUUUCACCUCGGGGAAAGAAAAAAAAACUGCUGCCGUGUCUUCCUUUGGAGGAGGGCGUCGGCCCCCACUGCUCAGACGGAAACUCAGUUUCUCGUCCGAUGGCCAAGUUUUCCUGGAUUCCGCAUCGAGCCAUGCUGCAGAACAGACUGUCGGUGGUGUUGGUUGUAGUGGUGGUGAUUGCCGUGUUGUUCCUGGAGCGGCAGAUCCACCAGUUGAACUACUCCCUGCGCAGGAUAGAGGAGUCGCUAGAGAGGUCCAACAGCCGGCGCAUGCGAAGUACCCCAAGUAUCUCCAACAAACCCAACACAGACGACUUUGUGGUCAUCUACAACCGGGUCCCCAAGACGGGUAGCACGUCCUUCACAGGAAUCGCCUACGACCUCUGCCACACCAACAAAUUUAAUGUCCUGCACAUAAACACCACCAGAAAUAUGCAUACCAUGUCUGUAGCAGAUCAGAUGAAGUUUGUAUCAAAUGUCACAAGUUGGACAGCAAAGAAACCAGCCUUUUACCAUGGCCAUUUAGCCUUUAUAGAUUUUGGAAGUUUUGGUUCAUCACAGCAGCCAUUAUACAUUAACAUAAUUCGUCGACCGCUCGACAGACUAGUAUCAUAUUACUACUUCUUACGAAAUGGUGAUGAUCUGAGACCAAAACUCAAGCGGGCCAGACAACAGGGUCACACCAAUAAAGAGACUUUUGAUCAGUGUGUGGCACGGCGGGGCUACGACUGCUCUGAACAGAAGCUGUGGAUCCAGGUGCCCUUUUUCUGUGGACAUGCCCAAGAGUGCUGGGUGCCUGGUAGUCGCUGGGCAUUAGAGCAAGCCAAAUUUAACCUGGCCAAUCAUUACCUCCUGGUGGGUGUGACAGAAGAGUUGGAGGACUUUGUCAUCAUGCUGGAGUCGGCCCUACCUUCAAUGUUCAGGGGCGCUGUAGAUCUCUUCAGAACGGGCCAAAAGUCACACCUACGAAAAACAGCCAACAAGCUCAAGCCCUCAGAUGAAACGAUAGAAUUCUUCAAGUCCUCGCCGAUCUGGGAAGUGGAGGAGGAGUUCUACAACUUUGUGCUGGACAACUUCCACAUGCAAAAGAAGCGUAGCCUGAAGACAGUGGACGGCAUGGUCGUGCCGGUCAGCGGUCAGUUCUUAUACGAGAAGAUUCGGCCCAAGUGACAUACGGUGUGCCCCAGGGCCACUCACGUGUAAAAAACAAGCCUAGCUCUCAGACAAGUUCUUUCACUCUUAUUUUUCCCCUGACAUUUCUUCAUUUUUCACAGUGUUGUAUUCGAGUCCGUCACAAGUCCUUUCACAAGUCUCUUCACAAGGCCAGUCGUAAGUAACAGGGUGAACAAUGGCAGUAGAACACUUUGGUCAAAGCUCCUUUGAAUAGCUUGUGAGUUGGCUUAAGUCUGAAUGACUUGUGAUGGACUUAGAGGGACUUACAGGGACUUGUGAUAGACUCGAAUACAACACUGAUUUUUCCGAUCUUAAAAAUCAUCAAAAGUAAAGAUUCCAGAUUAUACGCCAUUUAUUAGGAGGACGACUGUAGGGCAUUAUUGAAGUUCUGUUUUUACAAUGAAAACUGUUGCUAUUUAAAGAUGAGAGAUUUUUAAUUGACGUAUCAAUAAAGUACUGAAGAAAAGAUGAAGUCAGAUUUGGUAUUAUAUGUUAUGUUCAAAAUCAGUCUUGUUUUCCGAGCAUAGAGCUAGGACUAAAAAUAAGCAUGACAUUGACAGUCAUGUAAAGAGGAAUUGCACUCCAUGCUUUUUUCAAUUGUUCGUCACCAUGUUAAAGGAACUCUUACCGAGUACCAACUGCAAGGGGUCUAUUGGCAAUUGUCUCCAUUGGAUACACCAAGAAUUUAUGAAAACUAUUGUCCAAAGUGAACCAAGAACUGAAGAUCGCUUUGAUGUUGGAUACACUUUUAAAGUUGGAUUCCAAAAAGAAGUAUAUGUUUCUUGUACCCCACAUUUGGGAGUGGCCUGUCUGUUAUUUACUUCAGCUUACAACUCAUCACAUCUGUGUGAACCCAUUUUCAUGUCUGCUUUGUUCUGCAGGCAUCUCACGGAUGAAGAAACGUAUCACUUUCUGUGAAUACUGUGCAUUUGACUUGUUUCCAUGUGCUAUGCAUAUUUGCUAUGAAUAUUGAGGACUAAUAAUAACUUUGGGGGUUUUUUUGUAAUAUAUAUAUUUAAUCUGUAGUAAAACUAGCUGGCACGUUUAGCUGAAGCAGAUGUGUACAUUUUUUUGUAUUUAAUAUAUGACUGAAAGACUUUUUGUUUCCAUUUCAUUUUAUGUGAAUUGCACUGUGCUCUGGGAAUAACAUCUGUCUGCUUGAUAAGGGGCACAGAGCAUUUGCUCGAGGCUGAAUCUAGGGGGUUUUGUUUGGUUUGUUUUAUUCAAGGAUGCCUUUACACGAGAAUUGAAUUUUGAAUGUACCCAUUCCAAAGUAUUCCAACUUUGGAGCAAGUUUGGAUAACUACCAAGGAGUCUUUUUUUCCUGGAGCUUUUCUGACCUUUCUAAUCAUGCUCUCGUUGCUGCAGAAAAAAGUCCCCUCACCACAACACUUACUUUCUCACCCACUUGACGCACAGAUAUAAUAUUUUGUGCAAACCUGUACGAUGUCUGUGUUCACAUGCCACUUUUGAUCACAAUACAAAAUGCAAGAGUUUUGCCAUUCUCUCAUUCCUUUAGAGAUUAGGACGAGAUCAGAGAUUUUACAUGUAUCCCCUCGCUGGGUUUAUGUGUGGGAUUGUUUGUUCUCAUUUUGUUUCUGCUUUGGAAUUUCAUUGUCUCAGUAAGUAUCAAAAGUUAAAGGUCAGGUUUUUCUCUUGUUUCUUAAGACAGAAAGUUGACUGUUUCGUAUCAAUAAUACUGUACAUGUACAUUGUAUUUGAUUUCAUUCAACUGUAAAAGAUAGCACUCAAGGGUUAAAUUACAGAAGGGCCAACAUCUGUGCUAUGUCAUUGAAGCUAAGAAGUUGAUUUAUGUCCAUCAAUGAUUCAAGCUGAACAUAGUAGAUCUGUAUAUGAAGCAUCCAAAGCAUGCUGGGUGUGUUGUGUAACAGAAGUCGGACUGCAGAUGCUACGUACAUUCUGUCUGCAGUGAAAUGUCAGUCCUCUGGGAUCAGUUGCAUUACUUGCUACCCUCAACAGUUUCAAAUUACUGAAGAGAGCCAGGAUCAUGCUUUUUCAAGGGUUAUGGGUAAUUACAGCUAAACUGAAGCUCAUUCAAGCCGGAGUGUUUGGCACAGGUGUCACAGCAUGUCAUCGUAGACCAAUCGUUGGAUAUGACUUAGUCCUAGCAGCAACCUGCCAUUGUGGAAGCAUCUGGUGUCUUUUUGUUACACCUUUGUGAACUGAAUAUCACUGCUAGGUAAAAUUGCUCCAAAUUAUGUGAUGCAGCAUCACGGUGUUUUUUUUUGUUUGGAGACUUAGACGUAAAUGAACAGCUGCACAUGUAAGCAGUAAGCAAGUGUAGAUCUCGUUGAAUACCGGACCAGGUCACCUUUUUUCAUGGAAGAACAUUACUGCUAGGUCCUUAAAGAUCCAUUUUAGGACCUAUUGUAUAUAUUUCUUUGUACAGCAUGAACAUUUUGUACAUAAUAAGGAUCAUGUGACUGUGAUUAUGUGGUUUUUGUCUCUGGUGCAAGUUGCUGCAACAGUCAAUAACAAAUGGAAAACUGGAAAUAUCUAAAAACGUUCUUUGCUUUAAGAAUAGUCAAAGACAUACUCAUGACCAGAAAUAUGCAAAGAAGUUGUCAGAUAUUGUUGGAAAGUGCAACAACUUUUACAUAAAUGCCUAUCCAUUUCCUAUGUAUGUCAUUUUUGUGUCAUCUUAUCAUGCUGUAGAAUAUAUUGGCCGCAUAUUGUUUUCUUGUAAGUGCAGUCUUAUUACUGCAAAAAUGGAUAACAUUAUUUAUUGACGUCCUGUUACAACAGGAACCAUUUGAGUUCAGAAGAAAAAGUUCAAAAACAGAAAAUAGUUCCUGUUGUGAAGUUGGCACAUACAUGUACUUCUGAAAAACUGGACUCCACCAGGGUUAACAGCAAUAUUAAGGCUCAAACCUUUGUAAACCUUAUCUCCAUUUCUGUUGUCUUUUUGAUGGCAUGAAAAAGUGCAGAUUGUAGAUUCAGUUACCAUUGAUCUCAUAUAUGUUUACAUUUUUCUUCUUUUGUGAUUGCUUCUGUGAAGACCUAAAAUCCUGAGGUAUGGGCAUGCACAGUUGCAGCAAUGAAAAUGACUGAUUGUUUUGUUGGAUAGAGGUUGAAAUCUACAAGGGGUGGUCAGCUUUCCUGCAUUUAGUGUGAGACUCGUGCAUGUCAAGUUAUACUCACAUUCUCAUGCCGAUGUGGAAUACGAGCGAUUCCCAAUAGUGCGCCACCAAGAGUGUGUAACGUAUUGGCCAAUCAGAACGCGCGAAAUUUGUAGACCCUUUCCAA
This is a messenger RNA of Acanthaster planci (crown-of-thorns starfish), 6039 nucleotides long. RefSeq names its product heparan sulfate 2-O-sulfotransferase 1 (gene hs2st1). Gene Ontology annotation, cellular component: membrane. NCBI's taxonomy places the organism in Eukaryota, Metazoa, Echinodermata, Asteroidea, Valvatida, Acanthasteridae. Gene Ontology annotation, molecular function: heparan sulfate 2-sulfotransferase activity. The record is from RefSeq and is a predicted model, not a curated record.